CUCUCGGAGGCAAGCAAUCAAGCAUUGCCAGGUCGGUUGCAGGCAUCGAAGGGGCAGGGCUCGGGGCUUCCUGAAGAAAGGCCGCGCCCCCUUUCCAGCAACAGACGGCCGCGAAAGAAAGAUAUACCCGACAUAAGCAAGAAGGAGCUCGCGGAGAGAAGGCAUCCCGGUGCGACAGCAGAUUCACCGAGUGGUGCGAUAUCCACAGCUCUGUUCCGGCCGUCAACAGGAACCCCAGGCAUGUCUUCGUCUAGUGGUGAAAACCUCGAAGGAGACGCGGUCAAGCACACCACUCCAAGCCAAGACGGCGCCUCCCCUUCAGCAGCCGACGUCACUCCGGCAGCAGGCCACCUCGAUGGCCAGCCGCCAGCCAGCGCCUCCGCUCCAGCAGGAACAACCGGCGCUUCCCCUUCAGCAGCCGAAGUCACUCCCGCUACAGGUCACCUCGAUGAGCAGCCGCCAGCCAGCGCCUCCGCUCCAGCAGGAACAACCGGUGCCUCCCCUUCAGCAGCCGAGGUCACUCCGGCUGCAGGCCACCUCGAUGACCAGCCACCAGCCAGUGCCUCCGCUCCAGCAGGAACAACUGGCGCUUCCCCUUCAGCAGCCGAAGUCACUCCGGCUGCAAGUCUCCGCGAUGACCAGCCACCAGCCAGCCCCUCCGCUUCAGCAGCUGACCCUAAAGGAACAACCGACACAAAGAAGCUCGACGAACGAAUGCCGGGCUCACAGCCUUCGAAGAGCGAAGCGACUCAGCCUUCUCUACACUCUCUUGAGCUCACGGCCGGUCUCAGCUCGUCUCUACCGUAUCAGCAGUCAGGACCUCUUUCGCCUCCUCGGGGCACGUCAAAAUCGCGCGUGGACGUCAUUAGCGAGGCAACCCAGACGGAAGACUCUAGCAUCGGUGGUUACAGGUCACUCAUCCUCCAGUACUCGCCGAGCAGGGGCAGCCAGGAGGGCUCGUCGUCCCGGCUAACUUCACCCGGCGGCAGCCAGGGGCCCCUGAGUUCCAAGUCGAUGGCCUCGCCUCCACUGCGCCACCGUUUUCCGGGAGUGAUAGAAAGCCGCACGCCAUCUGUCACGUCUGGAGCCAGGACGUGGCCGUCCACGCUGUCACCAGGGGGCGCGGAUCCAGUCCAGCCAAAGCAGGUGCACUCUGAGGGACUCUUGACGCAUAUGGCGGAGAGAGAGAUCGUCGCUGCCGAAAGGACCCGGUCCAUGGCUAUGCAAGUGAGCAGUGAGCGCCACUCUCUGGCUUCGCCGAGCCCGAGGGCUGUCGUGCCUUGGACGGGGUCACCAUGGAAACUCGUAGGGCGAAGCGUAGACGACAUCAUCAAGAACUUGUCGAGCCCCCAGUCGCCGACUUCCGAUGCCGGCCGCCAAGAAGCUGACGACAAUUUGGCCGCCGCUCUGUCUGCUGAGGCGGCCGAGUUUGAGGACGCGUUCGCCAUUCCUCAGUUUCCGUGGGUCACGCUGGCGGUGAUGUGGCUCGUCGCCCAGUCCCACUGGAAAUUCCUUCACAAGCACUACCCCGAGCGCUGCGCCAGUGCCGCCGCCAUAGUUCACGAAGGCCACUGGUGGCGGAUUGUGUUCGCCGCGUUCCAUCACGUGGACUUUACGCACUUGGCGGCGAACCUGCUAGCUUUCUUCGUCAAGGGUGUCGUACUGGAAGCGGCGCUCGGCAUUUACUACUUUGCCGUCGUGUUCGCCGUCGCCGUCUUCGCGGUCGGCCUGGUCAACACUGCGGCCAUCGAAAUCGCGUACGCGAUAGCCCGACAGUCCUCCUUGCAUUCGAUGUGCUCGCACACCUUCGCGGGAGUCAUUGCGGCGCUGGGAGUCAUCAACUACAAAUGCUUUUCGGCGUCUACGAUUCACUACAAGAAAUACGAGCUCGCAGCGUGUUCGGACAUGCCCGUGCUGCCGUUGUACGAUCUGGCCGUGAUGUACUGGUCGUCCAACGGGGAGCUUCUACCGAUCGUCAGCGGCCUCCUCGUUGGCCUUAUCAUGGUGGCCGUCAUCCGCAUACCGUAUCCACGGCGUCACCUGUACCUAAUCGCCGUGCCUAUGACACCUGUUACCUACGCGUUCAUGUCUGCGGUCGUGGCUGCCUACCUCUACGGACCGUACACCGAGCCUUCCGCCUUGGGCGAAGCGCCAUUGACGUUUAAAGUUCCAGUUUGGCGGCCUUUCAUGCUUCCGCCGUUGUACGUUGGCAACAUCUACCAGCUGGCUUAUGUGCUGCUGACGGUGUUUACGGUCGGCCGGAGGCUCGAACGGGACUUGGGCAGGUGCAGGUUAGCAGUUUUAGCGCCCCUGCUGCUGUUCGCGGUGAGUGUGCUUCGCGACGGCCUGAGGUUCAUCGUCUGGAAGUACCAGCUGGCCUUCUGGAGCACCGCGCCGCCCCCGGCACCGCAUUCGGGCGAGUGUUGCUGCGGUCUUGUCGGCACGCUGCUGGCACUGAAGGCCAUCCACCACAGCCUUCAGCCGGACGCUGCUUACCGGCUAGGAACCCUUUGCAUCCGAGUGAGGUUCUGGCCCGGUCUGCUGCUGGAACUGACACACUUCCUGUUGCUCGCGCGAGAAGGCUCCACGUUUGGGCACGUGACCGGGGCCUCAUUGGGACUCGUGGUUUCUCGUUUGUUGCGAGACCGCGGCUGGUUCGAUCCUCAUUCAUCCACGACUGGCAGCUCCUCGGCACUCGGAAGCUCUAGGGAAUACGAAAAAUCUCCGGCUCCUGGCCUUGCCUGAUCAGGGCUCUAUAAGGAUGCGUGGGCUGUGCAGAGAAUACAGUGAACCAGAAAGGAAGGUGAAUCUUCUCGCCAGAG
Dermacentor albipictus is the source of this 2822-nucleotide messenger RNA. RefSeq lists its product as uncharacterized. Gene Ontology annotation, molecular function: serine-type endopeptidase activity. NCBI's taxonomy places the organism in Eukaryota, Metazoa, Arthropoda, Arachnida, Ixodida, Ixodidae. The record is from RefSeq and is a predicted model, not a curated record. Gene Ontology annotation, cellular component: membrane.